AUGAAGCUGCAAGGGCAAAUAAGUGCUUUCAACACCAACAAAUGCUGCCCUUUGACCAACAGAUGCAGGAGUCUUCUUCCAAAUACUGCAGCCCCUGAGGUGAGAAUCUGGCUCCUAAGAGGGCAACUUCCUCUCCUGCUGCUGUGCUCAAGUCUGCAGAGACCCACGGUCGCAGUUAAAAUUGACUUUGACUUGGCACCAAGUUCCUUUGAUGAUCAGUACCAAGGCUGCAGCCAACAAGUCAUGGAGGACCUGAUUCAAGGGGAUUAUUUUACGAAAGAACUACAAUCUCGUAGGAAUUACCACAGGGUCUGGCAACAUGCACACUUAACCUGGUUGAGACAAGGAAAAGCUCUCCCUGAGAACAUGACUAUUACACAUGCUGUGGCCAUCUUGGUUUAUUCAUCGAACGACAGUGUUCGUUCAGACUUCUCCAGAGCCAUGGCCAGUGCUGCUGGGUCUCCCCAGCAAUAUAAACAUUCAUUCCAUUUCAAAUAUCUACACUACUACCUGACCACGGCAAUCCAGCUGCUGAGGAAAGAGAUUGUCACAAGGAAUGACUCUCUGUGUUAUGAGGUGCACCAUGAGGUGAAGGGCAUUUACUUGGAAGCCCCUACGGGCGCUACCAUUCGCUUUGGCCAAUUCCUCCCCACCUCUUUCCUGAGAGAAGGGGCACAGAAGUUUGGGGACCAAACUUUAUUUACCAUAUUGACCUGCCUGGGGGCACCUGUACAAGACUUCUCUCUCAAAAAGGAGGUCCUGGUCCCUCCGUAUGAGCUGUUUGAAGUUGUAAAUACAAGCUACCACCCAAGAGGAAAUUGGUUGCAAUUGCAGUCAACUGGGACCCAGAGCGCAUAUAACUGUCAGCUGCUAAAAGCUUCCAGCAAAAAGUGCAUCCCUACUCCCAUAGUUAUUGCUUCUCUCUCAUUUUUGACCUGUGUCAUCAUCUCUUCCAAAAAUAGAGCAUAA
Lipotes vexillifer (Yangtze River dolphin) is the source of this 969-nucleotide messenger RNA. It is a transcript of the gene ART4, whose product is annotated as ADP-ribosyltransferase 4 (inactive) (Dombrock blood group). Gene Ontology annotation, molecular function: NAD+-protein-arginine ADP-ribosyltransferase activity; NAD+ poly-ADP-ribosyltransferase activity. The transcript is spliced from 3 exons. Bases 1 to 969 code for a protein of 322 amino acids. NCBI's taxonomy places the organism in Eukaryota, Metazoa, Chordata, Mammalia, Artiodactyla, Lipotidae. The record is from RefSeq and is a predicted model, not a curated record.